ACUCCCGGAAGCAGCACAGGGUAUUAUCUUCUUCUUCCCAGAGGAUGACUCCGACAUAUGAGAUAUAACAGGAUGAAACGAAGCCUCUGUUCUGUAGUGGACUAUGUCAGGCAGUGAUUCAGCUCCAGACAGUAAUCAGACCUGUUUCUACAGCGUGGUAGAGAGGAACCUUUGUUCUCAAAGACCUGUGCUCUUUCUGACUCAAGCUAACGUUCAGUGUUUACCCUGAGCCUCACAUCCAGCCCCUCCCUGUGCCCAGCCUGCUCCACUACAAGACCUCAGUAUGUCGAAGGAGGCAGACCACCUGGAGUCUGGAGGAGACAAGGAGUUAAAGGAGGAGAGGAUGCAGGAUGCUGCCGAGGAGUCAGGGAGGAUGAGGGUCCGAGAGCACAGUCCGAGCCCAAACACAGGGAGAACCCUUCAAGCCAGUCCCUCCCGGGGUGUCACUGUGGAGGAGCUGAUGGAGACAGCUAAAGGAGUCACAAACAUGGCUUUGGCACAUGAGAUAAUGGUCAACCAGGCGUUUCAAGUCAAGCCCGUGGAGCUACCUGAAGGGAGUUUGGAGCGCAGAGUGAAGGAUAUUAUGCACAAAGCAUUCUGGGAUUGUUUGGAGGGCCAGCUGAGGGAGGAUCCACCGGUGUAUGGACAUGCCAUUAAACUGUUGGCUGAGAUCAAAGAGACGCUGCUGUCUUUCCUGCUCCCGGGACAAGGACGCCUGCACUCCCGUAUUGAGGAGGUCCUUGACCUCACUCUGUUACACCAGCAGGCUGAAAACGGAGCACUUGACAUCAGUCAGCUGUCCCAGUUCAUCAUUGGGAUGAUGAGUACACUGUGCGCCCCAUGCAGAGACCAGGCCGUCAACAAGCUGAAGGAGAUCACUGACAUUAUUGUUCUACUCAAAGAGAUAUUCUCUGUGCUGGACAUGAUGAAAGUGGACAUGGCUAACUUUGCUGUGAGCAGCAUCAGGCCUUACCUCAUGCAGCAAUCGGCUGAGUAUGAGAGGAGCAAGUUUCAGGACUUUCUGGAGAAGCAACCCAAUGCCUUAGACUACACUGAGAAGUGGCUUGAGAACUCAGCGAGAUCCCUGAGGGAGUCCCGGCCGACUGGCUCUAACUGUGCUUCAUCUGACCCUUCCUCACUCUGCAUACUUGAAGUUCAUAAUAAUGCCUAUCUUCUGCUGCUGAAGUGGGACCAUGCCUCAGACCCGUUCCCAGAGACCGUGUUGAUGGAUCAGGUUCGGUUGCAGGAGAUGCAACAGGAGUCUGAGCAGUUAGUUCUGCUCUCCUCUAUACUUCUCAUCGUCUACACGUCCACAGGGGACGCUAUCUCCGGCCUGCCAGGGCUUAUGGAGACUCUCAAAAACACGAUCAACAUCAUGCUGGCAGACAUGCACACACCGUCGUUCAGUGUUCAUGAAGCCUUGGCCACCAUUGGGGAGAAGCUGUGCGCUGAUCUGAGUCAGUGUCUGAGCCAACAUGGACACCCUCCCCUCUCAGCUGAACAGCAGAGUACUUUGAGGGGACAAAUCUCAGCCACCAUCCAGACAGACAACACAGUCCACAAGCUGAUCGACUCCCGGGUUCAGAGUUAUCUACUGGCUUCCCUUGAGUCCAGUCAGCGUAAAACCCCUCCUCCUCUCCCCGGAGGUCUGACUCCAGUCAGCAGGGAGCUGCAGGAGCUCGCCGUUCGCUUCAGUCGCCUCGUCAACUUCAACAAGCUCACCUUCUCCCCGUUCUACAAAAGGAUCCUCCAUAAAAUACUGCCAGAAAGGGAGAGCACAGAAACAUAAACAUGUAGUACUCACAUCUUUCCUCUCUGGUAACAUUUAAAAUUAAGAGAAAGGGUUGAAGGAGCUGACCUUAGAGUUGCACCUUAAAUCAUUACUAUCAAAAAACACUUUCUGUCAUCCCUGCUGCUUCUAAUACUGCUGAUCUAUCACAUCUCCGUCCUGAUCAUUGUGGCCAUGCGGUAGCUAUCUUACAUUAGGUUGUGUUAUGUUUGAAACACACCAUUGCCACACUGCCGACCUCUACCUGAGGGUCUGGCUUCCUUACCUGAAACACACAGACAGUGCUCUCGCUGCAGGAGACAAUCCAUGACAAUCCUGUCUUUUAAAAUGUGGUUUGGCUUUGAUGAGAGCAUCCAAUUAUUUAAUGAAUCAUUGCAGUCAUCAUAGAAUUCAGAUGUUUUAAGUAAAGACAGAAAUCUAAAACUGAUACGAAUUAUAGUUGUUAAAAUGUUCUUUAAUUUGAUACAAUAAGUGGUCGAGAUAAUGGAUUGAUGGUAUCCAUCUUCCUCCGCUUAUCCGGGUCUGGGUUGCAGGGGCAGCAGUCUCAGACACUCCUCUCCCCGGCCACUUCCACCAGCUCUUCUGGGAGGAUACCGAGGCGCUCCCAGGUCAGCUGAGAGAUAGAAUCUCGCCAGCGUGUCCAGGGUCUUCCCCGUGGCCUCCUCCCAGACGGACACGCCCGCAACACCUCCCCAGGGAGACGUCCGGGAGGCAUCCUGACCAGAUGCCCGAACCACCUCAUCUGGCUCCUCUGGAUGGGGAGGAGCAGCGGCUCUACUUUGAGCCUCUCCCGGAUGUCUGAGCUCCUGUCCCUACCGCCCCGAUCCGUCUGUCAAUCUCGCGCUCCCUCAACAAGACCCCAAGAUGGUAUCCUAGAGAAUCAAAGCCUCUGAAAGAAAACAGAUCAUGAUCAUCAGAUCAUCACUAAUAGUUUCAACUAAAUUAAAGUCAGAGAGUGGGUAUCAGUAUAGAUAUAAUUAGUUAAAAUGAGAGUGCAACAAAACUGAAAAUUUAAACGGUUAUUCUCUGAUUGUUUACCAUCCGUUCUGCUUGUCAGGACUUACAAAUGCGUCCACACUUCCAGAAAAACGUGCAGGAAGGUCCCUGAUUUGGCUUCACCCUCCAGACCAACAGACAGAACAAAGGAGAGAGGCAACGAUGCCACCUGGUCCCAAUAUGUUUUAUGAUUCCCCACCUGCGUACUGUUGACAGGCAGCUUCACAGCUCUGCACAGUGAGACCACACUCUGCAGAUACACAUCCCCACACCUCCACACCUCCUCUAGGUUAUGAAUGAUGAUUCAGAGGAAGUCUUUUGUUUAUUUUUUAUAUUAUCAUCACGAUGAACACGUCAGUUUGUGUUCAGGUUUAAAUCAAUCAAUCAAUCUUUAUUUGUAUAGCUCCAAAUCACAACAAACGUUAUCUCAAGACUCUUUUACAAACAGAGCAGGUCUAGACCACUCUAUGUCAAAUUAUGAACAGAGACCCAACACCAAGACAGGAUAAGACUCAGUCUGACCCCACCUUAAUCCACCAUGAGCAUUGCACCUCGCAGUAUUUAGCUAGUUACAGCGGAGAGGAAAAACUUCCUUUAACAGGCAGAAACCUCGAGCAGAACCAGACUCAUGUUAGACAGACAUCUGCUGAGACCAAGUUGGGUCUAGAAAGAGGGAUAGAGGAGAAUAAGAGAGAGAGGGAGCGGUGAUAGUGAUGAGAUGAGUAGUAGUAGCUGUUGCCGCUGGAGUCCAGCACGUCCGUAUCAGCUGGAGUCUAGAACGUCCACAGCAGGAGGACGUCUACGGCAGCUCAGAGGAACCUACGAGACAAGGGAGCUCAGGGACAGGAUAAGACUCAGUCUGACCCCACCUUAAUCCACCAUGAGCAUUGCACCUCGCAGUAUUUAGCUAGUUACAGCGGAGACGACAAACUUCCUUUAACAGGUAGAAACCUCGAGCAGAACCAGACUCAUGUUAGACAGACAUCUGCCUCGACCGAGUUGGGUCUGGAAAGAGGGAUAGAGGAGAAUAAGAGAGCGAGGGAGGACGUCUACGGCAGCUCAGAGGAACCUACGAGACAAUGGAGCUCAGGGACUCCAGAAAGGUCUAUGGUUAGUAACUUUAAUGGGACAGGGAGAGUUAAAGUAAGAGAUGAGGGGGUUGGGGGGGAAGGGGUUGAGACAGGAUCCCAGUGUGUCAGUGAAAUCAAAAGCUAUGUUCAGGAGUUCAUUUCUUGUGGCCUCAGUAUGGUAACGGGUGUCGUUAUUGUUUGAUUUUUACUGGUAUUGUAUCAAAGUUCACACUUCUGGUAUUGUGACAACCUUAAAACAAAUAGUGUAGUUUCCUCUUUCUGUUAGAUUCUACAUGCAUGUAAAUUAAACUGCAGUAAAGAUCCAAUGUUCCUCAUGAUGUUAAAAUGAUGUUAAUAUGAAGCAUUUUGUAAUCAAAUGUCUUCCUGGAGGAAGCCUGUGCAUCUCCUGCCUGACAAACAUCUCCUGCCGAGUCAUUUACAGGUGUUGAUAAAAAGCCAUCACUGUAGGUAGAAUCACGUGUGCACCGCUCACAAGUCUGGGCUACAACUCUCCUUCCAGUAUCCAAGUAUAACAUACAGUAUUAACACACAGCUGACCACGUUUCUCUCAGCUGUUAACGGUUGUGUUAUAUAACGUAUGAGCAACACCACAGAUAUCUGCAUGCUUUCUUCAACACUGAUGAUGAACACAAGAAUCUUUCUAUCCUGUGACAUUUCUCUUCAUUACGCUUGAAAUCACGUAAAUAACAUCAAGCUUACUUUUGUAACUUCUUCUAUCUUCAGCAUCUCUUCUUCUUCUUCGUCAGGAGCAGAUGCUUCAGACUUUACCUGAAUUCAAAGCAACUGUGGAAAUGUUGUUUUUUGUAACUUCUGAUAUUGAUUUUGUCAUUCAGCCUUACAGGUGGUUUCUUGUCCUGUCCUACCACAGCUAAGAGCAUAAUAAAGAGCAGCUUUUAACCAAA
Molecule: messenger RNA, 4778 nt
Organism: Notolabrus celidotus (New Zealand spotty)
Lineage: Eukaryota; Metazoa; Chordata; Actinopteri; Labriformes; Labridae
Gene: tcp11l1
Product: t-complex 11, testis-specific-like 1
Exons: 10
Coding region: 284-1789 (501 amino acids)
Biological process (GO): signal transduction
Source: RefSeq, a predicted model, not a curated record